Molecule: messenger RNA, 5534 nt
Organism: Xenopus tropicalis (tropical clawed frog)
Lineage: Eukaryota; Metazoa; Chordata; Amphibia; Anura; Pipidae
Gene: dlg1
Product: discs, large homolog 1
Exons: 26
Coding region: 1054-3873 (939 amino acids)
Biological process (GO): maintenance of postsynaptic density structure; chemical synaptic transmission
Cellular component (GO): anchoring junction; apical plasma membrane; plasma membrane
Molecular function (GO): ATP binding; transferase activity; kinase activity
Source: RefSeq, a predicted model, not a curated record
ACAGAAAAGUAUCCUUGGCAUACCCACUUUCAUUUUAAAACAUGAAACUAUCACGUUAUUCUCUCUUAACUCACGCUGCAGCUUUAAAGAGGUGUGGUAGUGACGUCACGCUUUGUCCCGCCCGCUCACCUUUUACCCUUUUCAGGAGUCAGUAUAUAACUUGCUAGAGGCUGUUAAACUCCCACAGUAACAUGCCCAACAGUUUCUGUUCUAUACUGAGCAUUGUAGGUCUAAACCAACUGCUUAGUCUCAGGUUUGAGAUCAAUGCCAUUCAUAUGUUUGCUCCUGGGUUUGUUCACACCUCCUUGUGUCAAGGUAGAAUCCGGCAUUCCCGCCCGGCCAAGCUCACUCCUUAUUGGAGGAGACGUGGAGGGCUUUUACAAGAGGAAGGGGGGGGUAUGAUCACGUGGCACAUUCAGCCCAGCUCCAGGGCGCCAUUUUGGAGGAAAGUUUGGGAUUUUCAGAACGGAGGGAGAAAUAGGAGGUGUGUUAAAAAGAGGAGGAGAAGGGCGGGGGAGCGGAUAUUGAGAGACUAGACGAAGAAGGAAAGGAGGAGGGAAAAGGGGCGACAAGAAAGAAAAAAGGCACAAGAAGGAACCGAUGAGUGAACUUUUUGCGGAACCCUCAGCUUCCUUCUAAAUUCUACUCCCCGCUGUGGAUCAGGAGACGGAAACUUCUGCUGCCCCCUAUCAGCAACUUUAUACUCACGCAGAAGCGCCCACCCCCGUGUACUGUGGAGGGAGGGGGGGCUGACACAGGGGCGCCCAAGUCUUGAAUUUCCCAUCAUAUCUCCCUUUGCUGAACACUGUAUGUGCUGUUUAAAGUCACAUAGUUAAGAUCCUCCAUUUCACAGUCUACGGAUUAGUCCUUUGGAGAAUAACCCCAGUAGGAAGGACUUUCCCACUGUUGCGCUCAAGGGGGGAGGAGGAACUCUCACCGCAGUAUCCUCCUCCGGGAGAUUAUCCCGUGGAGCCUCCCGCUGAGGGUGCGAGUGUUGUCCGGGGUCAAGCUGCCGGCUGACUGUUGCUGUGUGGUUUCGUGGGGGGCCGCACCAUGCCUGUCAGGAAGCAAGAUACUCAGCGUGCAUUGACCCUUCUGGAAGAAUACCGCUGCAAACUUCACCAAACUGAAGACAAACAACUCAGGAAAUCUAUUGAGCGUGUAAUUGGCAUCUUUCAGAGCAAUCUUUUCCAAGCUCUUAUAGAUAUACAGGAAUUUUAUGAAGUGACCUUACUGGACAACCCUAAAUCUAGUGACAAUGCUAAGCCGACUGAACCAGUGCAGACUAUAAAUACAUGGGAGUAUUCCAGCCUUCCUAACUCAACAGCAACUUGUGAAACUCUACCAAGCAGCCUUAUUUUAAAUGUUGAGAAAUAUCGAUAUCCUGAUGAUGAUAUCACGUCACAAGAGCCCAGUUCCCCACACAUGCUUAAUGAUGGAAGAAAUGUAGAAUUAGUCCAGAUAUCUGAAAAGAACAUCUCACAGAAAGAGAAUAUCCAAGGGCUUGUGUCACAUUCACUUAUUUCCCCUCUAAAGACCCCAGAAGCUGACACUCCCUGUCCUCCCAUUGUCCCUGUGAUCCCUGUUAUUCCAGUCCCUGCUGAGAGCAAUGUCAUCCCAUCCUCCACUCCACAGGCAAAUCCCCCACCGGUAAUUGUUAACACUGACCUGGAAACGCCAGCUUACGUUAAUGGCACAGAUGCUGAAUAUGAAUACGAGGAAAUUACACUCGAAAGGGGCACUUCAGGACUUGGCUUUAGCAUUGCAGGUGGCACAGAUAACCCACACAUAGGAGAUGAUAUAAGUAUUUUUAUAACAAAAAUAAUUUCUGGAGGAGCAGCAGCACAAGAUGGAAGAUUACGGGUUAAUGAUUGCAUAUUACGGGUGAAUGAAGUGGACGUACAUGAUGUGACACACAGCAAAGCCGUUGAGGCGUUAAAAGAGGCAGGAUCUAUUGUCCGUCUGUACGUCAGAAGGAGAAAGCCUGUAACAGAGAAAAUAAUGGACAUAAAGCUUGUUAAAGGCCCCAAAGGUCUUGGGUUCAGUAUAGCUGGCGGUGUAGGAAAUCAGCACAUACCUGGAGAUAACAGCAUUUACGUAACUAAAAUCAUUGAAGGUGGGGCAGCUCACAAAGAUGGAAGGCUUCAAAUUGGGGACAAACUUCUAGCAGUGAACACCGUGUGCCUGGAAGAAGUAAGUCAUGAAGAUGCUGUGACUGCUUUGAAAAAUACAUCAGAUUUUGUUAAUUUGAAAGUGGCAAAACCAACAACAAUGUACAUGAACGACAACUACGCUCCUCCAGAUAUCACCAACUCAUAUUCUCAGCAAGUGGAUAACCAUAUCAGUCCAUCAGGAUUUAUUGGGCAUCCGCUGCCGCCAUCCCCUGGCCGAUACUCCCCAGCCCCAAAAGGAAUGCUGGAAGAUGAUGAUUUGACACGGGAACCAAGGAAAGUUGUUUUACAGCGAGGUACAACAGGACUUGGCUUCAACAUUGUUGGUGGUGAAGAUGGAGAGGGUAUUUUCAUAUCCUUUAUACUCGCUGGAGGUCCGGCUGAUCUGAGUGGAGAACUCCAGAAAGGGGAUCGCAUUAUGUCUGUGAAUGGAGUUGACCUAAAAUCUGCCACUCAUGAGCAGGCAGCAGCAGCCUUGAAGAAUGCUGGCCAGACAGUAACCAUUGUUGCGCAAUACCGUCCAGAAGAAUAUAGUCGUUUUGAGGCCAAGAUUCAUGACUUACGGGAGCAGAUGAUGAAUAGCAGCAUUAGCUCUGGAUCUGGUUCCCUGAGGACAAGCCAGAAGCGAUCAUUAUAUGUCAGGGCUCUUUUUGAUUAUGAUAAGACAAAAGACAGUGGCCUCCCAAGCCAAGGACUUAAUUUUAAAUUUGGAGAUAUACUGCACGUUGUUAAUGCCUCUGAUGAUGAAUGGUGGCAAGCACGCCAAGUUACAGCAGAUGGAGAAAGCGAGGAAAUUGGAGUCAUUCCAAGCAAGCGCAGAGUUGAAAAGAAAGAGCGUGCCAGGUUAAAGACUGUCAAAUUUAAUUCAAAAGCUAGAGGUGACAAAGGGCAGUCAUUCAAUGACAAGCGUAAAAAGAACCUCUUUUCCCGAAAAUUUCCAUUCUACAAGAACAAGGACCAGAGUGAAAUGGAAACCAGUGAUGUUGAUCAACAUGUAACUUCUAAUGCCAGCGAUAGUGAAAGUAGUUACCUAAUCUUAAUUACGGAUGAGUAUGGAUGUUCACAAGGUGGUCAAGAAGAAUAUGUAUUAUCAUAUGAGCCAGUCAAUCAACAAGAAGUAAACUACUCACGACCAGUAAUAAUUUUGGGGCCUACGAAAGACAGAGUAAAUGAUGACCUGAUCUCAGAAUUUCCAGAAAAAUUUGGAUCUUGUGUACCACAUACAACAAGACCUAAAAGAGACUAUGAAAUUGAUGGCAGAGAUUACCAUUUUGUGACUUCCCGAGAGCAGAUGGAAAAGGAUAUACAGGAUCACAGGUUCAUCGAAGCUGGACAGUACAAUAGCCACCUCUAUGGAACAAGUGUCCAGUCUGUGAAAGAAGUAGCAGAACGGGGCAAACACUGCAUUCUUGAUGUAUCUGGCAAUGCAAUCAAAAGAUUACAAAUAGCACAACUCUACCCAAUUGCAAUCUUCAUCAAGCCUAAAUCUGUGGAAAACAUUAUUGAAAUGAGCAAACGAGUGACAGAGGAACAAGGCCGCAAGACAUACGAGAGAGCUAUGAAACUAGAGCAGGAAUUCACAGAGCAUUUUACAGCAAUUGUGCAGGGAGACACUUUGGAGGAAAUCUACAACCAGAUCAAACAGAUCAUAGAAGAACAAUCCAGCACCUUCAUCUGGGUUCCAGCUAAGGAGAAAUUAUGAAAAUAAAGAGCCAAGUUCAAAAGCCCAUGCCACUGCCUAUUAAAACAUCUCUCCCAUAGGGGUGGUCACAAGUAAAAGGGAAGCUUCCCUUACCUUAUUUAAAAGAGCUGUUCCUUCUACCUUUCAAUUAUAUUGUCACAUCCUAUCUUAAUAUAUAUUUUUUUUUCUUAUUUUUUUCUUUUUUUUUUUUUUUUUGCCUUGUUUUAUUUUACGUUUUUAAGGUGGAAUGGCCAGACCAGUUAUUAAAAUGUUAUAAUGGUAAGGAAAAUCCUUAAUGUUUAAGGGAAAGUGUUUAACACGUUUUCAGAAAAGAAAAAAAAAGCUUUACAAAUAAUGUUGGAUACAAGAAAAAUAAGUGGUCUUAACUUUAUAUAUUAUGAGCAUUUUUGCACAAUUUGCUUUUAAUAGCAUGGUUUGGCCUAUGCAUUUUUAUGUUUUAAGAUAAACUAUUCUGGCAAAUUGUUUUCUUUAUAGGCAGUUAGCAAGCCUUAUGUUUUCCUAACUCAUAUGUUUAAAACCUGUGGCAUUAUUUUAUGGCAUGACUUGGAUUGCUUUUAAGUCAUUUCCACUGCCACAGUUGUUUCAUUGAACCAUUUUUAACAAUUUUAAGGGCCAUUGCAUAAGCAGCAUGUUGAUGGCUGCUACUUGUUGCCGCGAUAAAAAUGCCCCUACUCACCCGAAAUCGCUUUCCAUUAUGUUGAAUAGAUAGUUUUGCAAGAAGCGAUAGUCAAAAGCUGCGUAUAGUGUGCCCAUAAAGUUAUUUUUUUCCGCCCAGUUUCUCCAGUGAUAACAUUUUAACAUUGUGGUUCUUAAUCCUAUUUACAGAGUCUGAAAAUGUUUUGAUACUGGUAAUAUUUCUCAUAAAGGAGAAACACUUCAGGUAAUUAGCGUAGCCUCUUUACUGUCCAGUAAUGUAUAUAGCACUACAGAUGACCUCUGUCACGUUUGAGGGAAAAAAAUGAAUACCUAGACUUAUUGCUGUAAGUGUAUUCUUAGAUAAGAGAUUUUAAUAUUUUACCCACAAUAACUGCCUAUUUUGUUAUAAAAAAAAAUUAUAUUAUAUAUAUUAAACAUUCAUUUAAACUCUAACAAUGGGAGUACUUUUCUUUAAAAAUAAAUACAAAAACAUUUUUUUUUCCACCAGCUGAAUUUUUUUCAUUGUCUUUGAAAACACAAAGUGCAAUGUAUCUUCCAUGUGAACAAAGCUUUUUGGUGGCAGCAUAUAUUGAUGCUGUGUUAAAGGAACGGUAGCUGCUUAAUUAAAUAUAGGCAUGUUCUCCUCUUCUCUGAAGUCUCUAGUGUUUUAUUUUUAUGUAAUGUGCAUGUGUUACCCUGUGUGAUUUUUGAGUUUUUAUGUACGUGUUCACCUACAGAAUGCAUGUGAUACAUCCAUGAAGACUCUAAUUUAUGUUCAAGCUGAGUUUCAUGGAUGCAUUUGGGGAAGGGGGGGUUAAAGAAAAAAUACAGAUUUACAAAAUACAUUGUGUGGUACUGACACAUUUGCUUGUUUUUGGAUUGGUUUAUAAAAAAUAUUAAACAUGCUUUUUACAGUCUCAUUAAACCGCAACCAAAUGAUCAUUCGUUUGUAAUAAACAUCAUUAUUCAUUCCAUUUGUCAGAAAGAGGAGAACACCUAAUAAACUUUUAUUAAACAAAUGAAAA